Molecule: messenger RNA, 3734 nt
Organism: Ornithodoros turicata
Lineage: Eukaryota; Metazoa; Arthropoda; Arachnida; Ixodida; Argasidae
Exons: 1
Coding region: 80-1597 (505 amino acids)
Molecular function (GO): protein binding
Source: RefSeq, a predicted model, not a curated record
AUCUCCAUUGAAACGUGCACACGGCGACAGCGUGACGAGUUAUCAGAGCUGGACAGAGAGAUAGGAGUGACUCUAUCCAAUGGCAACGGUACCUGCUGGGUCAGUCUUUGUUAACGACUAUCUCAGUGAAGGAGUAGAAGCGCCAGACGUGUAUCGGCUCAAGUGUCAGAAGAUGCCGUCCAAAAAAUACAUCAUUGGAGUGUGCGAAACGCUGGAUUGGCGACCCGUGCAAUUUGUAGACCUGCCUCCGACUCAGUCUUGCAGUUUAUGCAACGUUGUUCCGCGUAAGACGUAUGUUCUACGAUGUUCCCACGCAUUAUGCGAAAUCUGCUACGAUGGUCUACUCAAGAGUGGUCGAAGUUGUCCUCUGGACAACGAAUGCUUCGACGAAAGUUGUGUACAAAUGUUAAAGGUUGACAGACGUUACGUUGAAACGCAGAUAAUAUUGUGCAUGAAUUCCAAGGAUGGGUGUGGUUUCGUUGGAACGGUAGAAGAAAUGAAGCAUCAUUUCCUGAAAGAGUGCAAUUUCCAAGCUGUCACGUGCAAGCUUUGCAAUGCCAAGGUGCUUCGUCGGCAGAUUGUCAACCAUUACACGCAACGCUGCCAACGCAGGAAGUAUUUGCCUGGUGAGGAUUAUUUCCAUGGUGAUCUUGUCGAGUUCCAGAAGGAGACGUUGGCCUCAGUAAGAAAAAACGGAGAGAAGAUGACUUUAAUGGAACAGCAGCUGAAGAGAAUUCUCGAGAAACAGGAACACUUAGACACUACACUGAGCCACGUUGGAAGGGAGUUCCAUGAGCAAGUGCGACAGCAAUCGAGAAUCUCCGACGAGGCUGUGAACAGGACACUGGAAACGUCGUUGGGAGAUGUGAACACGAACUUGUCGAAAGUUCUCGAGAAACAAGAUUGUGCAGCUGCUGAGCUGAGCAAUGUCGCCAAACAGUUUCAUUACCACAACGAGGAACAGGCAAACGUUUACAGUGAGGUUACGAAGACAGGCAUUGUACUAGAAAGACUGGUGCAAGAUACUCACAAGAACUUUUCUGCAGUCACUGAAAAGGUUAUCAACUUGUCCUCGGAUAUUGGAAGGACGAAGGAAUGCGUAGAGUCGAAUUCAAGUGAUGUGUCUCGAUGUCUUCAGUGCGUUAGAGAUAGCAUAGCCGAUGUGUCCUGUAUGUUGGCACGGCUAGACGACGGUCACGAAAACCUGGAGAACAUAAAACGAGACCUACAUGUGUUACUGCAGCAUUCAGAGGAGGCGAUGAAGUUUAUCAACAUGGAUACGGAAGCGAAGGAAAUGAAACCAAUGGCGAGGGUAGUUCUCGACAUCAACCAGAAAAUGAAAUCUAUGGAAGAAGCUACGAGUAGUCUACAUCUUGUCUGGUUGUCUGAGUCUAACGAAGUUUCCCGUCAGAUACAAGGAUUUUCAGAGUUUCGAAAGGAAGGAGAAGGAGAGAUGGCCGAAUGUCGUUCUGAUGGUUUCGUUUUCUGUGGAUACUCUGUGACGUUACAAGUAGACAUCAAGAAACGAGAUGGCGUCCUUUACCUCGGUUUGUAUUUGAUCAUUUGUCAGAGCUGGAGGGAUUCUCUUUUGAAGUAGCCAUUCUCCAUUCCUUACACCCUUAUAUUGGAUCAUCCAACGGACAAGAUGAAGAAUAUUGAAUACUCUGUAAAAGACUUUAGUGCUCCCCACAAGCUUGAGCGUAAUAGUUUCUUCAGGCCGACUACAUCUUUUAACGUUGGAUUUGGUACACGUAAACUUUGCAAAGUGAAAGACAUGGAAGGUGGCGGAUUCAUAAUUGAUGAUUCAUUCUGCGUUGGUGUCAAAGUUUGUCAAACACCGUAACCGCUGGUACACUUCCGGCAUGGGGAACACACGAAUAAACAAGGAAGAGAGCACGCUCCAAUCAAUCUCUCCUUUUCUUCUUCUUCUUUUUUUGCUGCCAACGUCAACAUCACAGUAAGCUCCUGUGACGUCAGCGUAUCCAACUUCAUCAAACAUUUAUUUAUUUAUUUAUUUAUUUAUUUACUCCUCAAGGCCCGAAGGCAUUACAGAGGGGAGUGGGUUAUUACACACAAACACAAUAUACAAAGAUAAUAAAUACAGGUCAGAAUAAGCACAACAGUACAGAAAAUACAAAAGCAAUUAGAUGAAUAACACUAAAAUAAGUCACAUAAUUCACAAUGAACAACAUAAAUAACAAAAAGUAACAUUGCUAUGCAGUACACCAUAAAUAUCACAAUCAAUUAGAACACUCUAGUAAAGUAAUUAGUGCAGCAUUGAACUUUGAAUGGUCAUAUAUGUGAGUGAUGUUACCUGGAAGGCGGUUCCACUCUUCCGAUGUGCGGGGAAUGAAAGAAUGAGAACAGGCAGAUGGGUAUGGCAGGGAGCAAUGCCAACUUUGUGUUGAUGAUCUAAGCGAGAUGAAACAUAGGAAGGAGGCGGUAACAACUGAGCGCGUAGCGCAGGAAUCUGAUGGUAAACUUUGUGAAAUAAUGAUAGACGAGCAAGUUUACGCCGAGAGGCUAGUGAGGGAAGUGAUAAUGACUCUUUCAUAAUGGUGACACUAGCAGCACGGCAAUAGUUGUGUGUAAUGAAACGUGCGGCAUUAUUUUGUAUGAGCUCGAUUGAAAUGAUCAAAGAAUUAGAAGAGGGGUCCCAUAUGGACGCAGCGUAUUCUAGUUUAGGCCGGACUAGUGUUUUAUAAAGUAACAGUUUUAGUGAACGAGGAGCUGCGGAAAAAUUCCGCCGUAAGUAGCCUAAAGUACGGUUAGCGUUGUUAAUAACGGAAUUAAUAUGGAGCGACCAGGUAAGAGAGGAAGUAAUGUGGACACCGAGGUACUUAUAUGACGAAACAUGAUCAAGGGCGGUGUUGUACAAGUAAUAAGAUGGAACAGGGGUAUGUGAACGAGAUACGCGCAGCAACUUGCAUUUGUUAACAUUUAAAUCCAUCUUCCACGUGUUACACCAAUCCAUAAUUUUUGUUAGAUUGCGCUGUAGCAUGUUAACGUCAUUGUCGCAUAUUACUUCCCGAAAAAUGACACAAUCGUCGGCGAACAGAUGAAUAUCACAAGAGACAUGGGUAGUCAGAUCGUUAAUGUAUAUUAAGAAGAGGAGGGGCCCUAGGACGGAACCCUGGGGAACGCCAGAGUGAACUGCAGAAAGAGGAGAGCCAUGAUUGUUAGCAUAAACGAACUGCGAACGGUUAGAAAGAAAAUGUUCCAGCCAUGUUAAAAGAUUCGGGUCAAUAUUUAGUUUGCUCAAUUUAAGCAGCAGAAAUUUGUGGCACACCUUCUCGAACGCUUUGGACAUAUCUAGAAAAAUACAAUCAGCACAGGAGCGACGGUCUAAUAUGAGGUGUAAUUUGUGAGUAAAUGAAAGAAGCUGCGUUUCGUAGGAGAGGGUCUUGCGGAAGCCAUGCUGUGCAAAUGAAAAGAAGGAGUUAUUUUCGAGGAAGGAUGCUAAAUGAGAACAUAGCACAUGUUCUAAUAUUUUGCAGGGAAUGCUGGUGAGAGAUAUGGGGCGAUAGUUAUAUGGUGAAGCUCUACAACCAGACUUAUGAAGUGGAACCACCUUCCCCACCUUCCAGUCGUUAGGCAAAGUACCAGUGUGAAGUGAUUGUUCGAAAAGUUUUGUGAAAAUAACAGCGUAAUACUGCGCAGUGCUCUUUAAAAACUUGCUGUUAAUAAGGUCAACACCAUAGCUCGAGGAUGUCUUUAAAGAUUCAAUUAUUUUA